GUGGAGCGUUACCCUGGUUACGCUGUAACCGUCUGCUGUGGCUGCGUUCGAUGCUCGAGGCCUUUCUGGAGUCGGUCCAUUCAGGGUGUUGAGCCUAAAUCGGUUGGAAUUUCGUUAUAGCACAUAGUUACCGCAGCUCGGCAGAAGUGACGGCAAACAACGGGGUGACAUUCCUUCACACGUCAUAGAUCACGACUUUCUUUCUAUGUGGAAGGUAAUAGGAGUGUGAAAAAAUGGGUGAUAUUUUGGCCUAUGAAGCAGAUUUACUUGGAUUAGUGAAAGAGUUCCUAAGCUUUGGCGAAUUCAAUGACACCUUGAAAAGCUUCACAAAAGAGUGUAAAAGUAAAGGAAAACCACUCUCAAAAAGUGAUGGAUCUGCUGCAAGAGAAUCUAAGACAUUACUAAUACAGAAAGACCUCCUCAGUGCUUUUGAAGAUGGGGACCGGAAAACAUUUUUUGACAAGUGGGAAGAGCAUGUACCUACGGAGACUCGCAGCAAUGACCCCUUGGCUCAGAAGCUAGAAUUCUACUUACACAUCCACUUUGCCAUUUUCCCACUAAAGAACAAUACCAGCCGAAUUGAUCGGGCCGAUUGUGAAGAGCGAAUUUCUCAUCUUAAAACAUACCUGGAGACCAGUGGUGCUGCUUUAAGCCAGACUACAGAAUUUCUUCCGUUUUAUGCCCUCCCCUUCGUCCCUAACCCAGCUGUACAUCCCUCCUUCAAAGAGCUUUUCCAGGAUUCCUGGGCUCUUGAGCUGAAAUCACGUUUGGAGAAGUUCUUGUCGGUGACCCUUAAAGCUGGGACUGCACCUCGACUCCUUACAUUAUAUAAAGAGAGUAACCAAUACAACAAAGAUUUACAAUCACAGCAGCAGUUGUUGGAGGCUGAGCAGAGAGCUAUCACCUACAUGAAGCGGUUUAAUAAGAUGCAGUCUGACUACCAUAAUCUGAUUGGUGUCACAGCUGAGCUUGUUGAUUCUCUGGAGGCAACCAUCAAUGGAAAGCUGAUAACUCCAGAGUACCUGCAGAAUGUGUGUGUACGACUUUUUCACAGCCAGAUGAGACAAAGUGCUGCACAGAGCAUUGACUUUACCCGACCUGGCACUGUAAGUACCUAA
Messenger RNA from Nanorana parkeri, 1118 nucleotides. RefSeq names its product armadillo repeat containing 9 (gene ARMC9). Gene Ontology annotation, biological process: cilium assembly. NCBI's taxonomy places the organism in Eukaryota, Metazoa, Chordata, Amphibia, Anura, Dicroglossidae. The coding region runs from base 234 to 1118 and encodes 294 amino acids. The record is from RefSeq and is a predicted model, not a curated record. Gene Ontology annotation, cellular component: ciliary tip; ciliary basal body; centriole. The transcript has 9 exons.